AGAAGAACCCUACUCCAGUAAAGAUAUGACAUUUGACAGCUGAAGAGAAAAUUCAUUCUGCAGAUUUAAACUUUCCAAUUACGAAUCGCAGUUGCGUUUCUCUGAUCAACUCCGAUCGGAUCGGUUCAAAGAAGAAGAAAAAUGGUGGGGAAAAUCGACGCCUCAAACGGCGGUGGUGCACCCGCUAAAUUGACUCCCAGCUUGAAUUCCGAUCUGCUAUCUUCCACUUCCCCAUUCUCUUUCAAAACAUUCAAACUGAAGACCAAGCAAAAGGAACUCUUGAUCCGUGUCAGCAUUCUUUGUCUCGUUUACAUCUUGGCCUUCGUCACUCGUCUCUUCAGUGUUCUUCGGUAUGAGAGUAUGAUCCAUGAAUUUGAUCCAUACUUCAAUUAUCGUACUACACUUUACUUAACCCAGAAAGGAUUUUACGAAUUCUGGAACUGGUUCGAUUACGAGAGUUGGUAUCCUCUUGGUCGUAUCGUUGGCGGCACACUUUACCCUGGUCUUAUGGUUACUGCUGCUUUUAUUUACUGGACUCUUCGAUUCCUACGAUUUGCAGUACAUAUCAGAGAGGUUUGUGUUCUCACUGCUCCCUUUUUUGCUUCCAAUACCACUAUUGUUGCUUACUUCUUUGGGAAGGAGUUGUGGGAUUCGGGAGCUGGGUUGGUGGCUGCUAUCCUGAUCGCUAUAUGUCCUGGAUAUAUAUCGAGGUCUGUUGCUGGGUCUUAUGAUAAUGAGGGUGUUGCCAUUUUUGCUCUGCUGCUUACGUUCUAUUUGUUUGUUAAGGCAGUCAAUACUGGCUCCCUUGCUUGGGGAUUGGGAUCUGCUUUAGGCUAUUUCUAUAUGGUAUCUGCUUGGGGAGGUUAUGUUUUCAUAAUAAAUCUGAUCCCUUUAUAUGUUUUGGUGCUUCUGAUUACUGGAAGGUAUUCAAUGAGGUUAUAUGUGGCCUAUAAUUCCAUGUACAUUCUGGGAAUGUUGAUGGCAAUGCAGAUUCGAUUUGUGGGUUUUCAACAUGUGCAGUCGGGAGAACAUAUGGCAGCAAUGGGAGUGUUUUUCUUGUUGCAGGUGUUUUUCUUCCUGGAUUGGGUCAAGAACUUGUUGGAUGAUCCAAAGUUAUUUCAUGUAUUUAUGAAAUUUACAGUUACCUGUGUAUUGGUUGUUGGUUCCAUCGCUUUGGGAGUUGGCACAGCAUCUGGCUAUAUUUCUCCAUGGACUGGAAGAUUUUACUCAUUGCUUGAUCCAACUUAUGCAAAGGAUAAUAUUCCAAUAAUUGCAUCAGUCUCUGAGCAUCAACCUACAGCGUGGUCUUCUUUUAUGUUUGAUUUUCACAUUUUACUGUUCCUUUUUCCCGCGGGGCUCUAUUUUUGCUUCAAGCGAUUAUCAGAUGCCACUAUAUUCAUUGUGAUGUAUGGUCUUACAAGCAUGUAUUUUGCCGGUGUCAUGGUUCGCUUGAUUCUUGUUGCUACACCUGCUGUAUGCCUUAUUAGUGCAAUUGCAGUGUCUGCUACCGUGAAAAACCUUUGUCAGGUAGCAAGAUCAAAGAGCAAGUUGGUUCAAUCUAGUGGCGGCAAAGCUUCAAGUAGUGGAAAGACGUCUUCCAAGGGCUCAGUUGAUCAAUCUUUACCUUUCCAAAGAGAUGGGGCUAUUGCUUUACUUUGUGGUGCUUUAUAUUUACUGAGUAGAUAUGCUACUCACUGUACGUGGGUUACAUCAGAAGCAUAUUCGUCCCCCUCUAUUGUUUUGGCAGCGAGGGGAGCUCAUGGGAAUAGAGUAAUUUUUGAUGACUAUCGCGAAGCAUAUUUCUGGCUUCGACAGAACACACCAACAGAUGCUAAGGUUAUGUCCUGGUGGGAUUAUGGGUAUCAAAUCACUGCAAUGGGAAAUAGGACAGUGAUUGUUGACAACAAUACUUGGAACAAUACACACAUUGCUACUGUUGGACUUGCAAUGUCAUCUCCUGAAGACGAAGCAUAUGAAAUCAUUCGAUCUCUUGAUGUAGAUUAUGUUCUAGUCGUAUUUGGAGGUGUUACUGGCUAUUCUUCUGAUGAUAUAAACAAAUUUCUGUGGAUGGUGAGAAUUGGUGGAGGAGUUUUUCCUGUUAUCAAGGAACCUGAUUACCUUGUUAAUGGUGAAUAUCGUGUUGACAAAGGGGCAUCUCCGAAGAUGUUGAACUGUCUGAUGUACAAGCUGUCUUACUACCGUUUUGGGGAGUUGACUACAGAAUAUGGAAAGCCUACUGGGUAUGAUAGAGCUAGAAAUGUUGAAAUUGGAAAUAAAGAUGUGAAGCUUGAACACCUGGAAGAGGCCUACACAACCUCUAACUGGAUUGUUCGGAUUUACAAAGUUAAACCGCCCAAUAACCGAUGGUAAUCCCCCUUUUCACAUCUGAGGACCUAUUACUUUUUUCUGGGCAAGGCAAGGCGGAAGACAGUUUAAAAAGCGAAAAAAAUGGUUAGGUUGAUGAGAAGAGAAGAAGAAAGAUUGACUAGUAGUAACAUAAGUUACAUGGAGUUUGUUAGGUUGCUAGUAUUUCCUCUAAAUGUUAUAUUUUGUUUUCUUUCUUUCGAAACUCUUUUGGGCUUAUUAGUUACACAUGGUGUGGGGCGACUAAUUCGAUGAAACUUGACAACUUUCAUUUUGGAGCAGAUUUUGUGUAUUUGGAUAAUUAUAGUCUUUGUUCAUUUUUAUUGAUGAGAAAAUUUGAAGUUUA
Molecule: messenger RNA, 2710 nt
Organism: Impatiens glandulifera
Lineage: Eukaryota; Viridiplantae; Streptophyta; Magnoliopsida; Ericales; Balsaminaceae
Product: dolichyl-diphosphooligosaccharide--protein glycosyltransferase subunit STT3B
Exons: 6
Coding region: 142-2370 (742 amino acids)
Cellular component (GO): membrane
Molecular function (GO): oligosaccharyl transferase activity
Source: RefSeq, a predicted model, not a curated record